GAUUACUCGCGCUUGGCUUCGUUAAUCGUGACAGUUUCUUCGUAGGAAUUCUGACUACAACACAACUCUUCCCACGGGCGACUAGUGGCGGACCUGGGCUGCUGGGGGAUGAGGAGACCGUCUUGACACAGACGGCUCGGCAGAGUUCAUUUCUCGCACUCGAGCAGCGCGUGCCGAUGUGCGCCGCGUAAGCGCCUUCCCCCCGUUUUCGAGGGGAAUCCAUUGAACCCGUCUGAUAUUCAUCUGGAGGUGUGACCACAUUUUUAAGUAUGACAUCAGUGCAGAACGCGGGCUGGGGGUUUUCACACGUCCAAGACGGAAUACCGGGAUGAGCCCAAACGGAGUGCUUCUUUUCCUUCCUCGCUGUCCUUUAUGAACAAACCUCCGAUGGUGCGUUUUUUCCUUUUCUUCGUGUCUUCUCAUGUGAAAUCCCGGAAUGGGUUCUCGAGCAACAAGCGACCGUGGCUGUGUGCAGCAGCAGCUCCGCGCACACUUAACGGAGGACAACGCGCUGGUGAAUGAGUCGCUGAGGUUGGAUUCUAUGUUUGUGUGUGCAUAAAGGCUGCACCUGCAUGAUUACAGCAGCCCAGUAACCUGCCAGCUGUCCUUUAUUUUUGUUUGAUUCUCUGCUGGAUCGAGGACAGGAAUGAACUCGGUUGUCGGAUUCGUAAAAGUGUCCUAAAAAAGUGUCCUGCACCUGGCAGUGGUUCUACUUUGUUCUGUCUCUAAACAGGGCUGCUUCGUUCGUGGCGAGGAAAACAGAUCCAAUCAUGGGCAGACACUCUGCCCCCCAGCUGAGACCGGGUUUUACAUUCCGGGUGUUGUGGAUGGUUCACGCUUUUCUGGACCUGGCCGGCUCCCAGGAGAUUUACGCGCCGCACUCGAUCCGGGUGGAGGGCGACGUGACGCUGGGGGGGCUCUUCCCCGUCCACGCCAGGGGGGUCCCCGGGAUACCGUGCGGGGACAUCAAGAAGGAGAACGGCAUCCACCGGCUGGAGGCGAUGAUGUACGCCCUGGACCAGAUCAACGGCGACGAGGAGCUGCUGCCCAACGUCACCCUGGGCGCCCGGAUCCUGGACACCUGCUCCCGGGACACGUACGCGCUGGAGCAGUCGCUGACUUUCGUGCAGGCGCUCAUCCAGAAGGACACGUCGGAUGUGCGGUGCACCAACGGGGAGCCGCCGGUGUUCGUCAAGCCUGAGAAAGUUAUCGGGGUCGUAGGCGCGUCCGCCAGCUCGGUGUCCAUCAUGGUGGCCAACAUACUGCGCCUCUUCCAGAUCCCUCAGAUCAGCUAUGCAUCCACGGCCCCGGAGCUGAGUGACGACCGGCGGUACGACUUCUUCUCUCGGGUGGUCCCACCGGACAGCUUCCAGGCCCAGGCGAUGGUGGACAUCGUCAAGGCCAUGGGCUGGAACUACGUGUCCACCGUGGCCUCGGAGGGCAGCUAUGGAGAGAAGGGCGUGGACGCCUUCAUGCAGCUCUCCAGGGAAGCAGGUGGAAUCUGUAUCGCUCAGUCACUGAAGAUCCCUCACGACCACAAACCCUCCGACUUUGAUAAAAUCAUCCGUCUGCUGCUGGACACUCGGUACGCCAGGGCAGUCAUCCUGUUCGCCUCCGACGAGGACAUCCGGGGUAUCCUGAAUGCCAGUAAACGGGCGGGCCAGAUCGGUCACUUCCUGUGGAUCGGUUCAGACAGCUGGGGGGCCAAGAACAGUCCCAUCCACCAGCUGGAGGACGCUGCCGUGGGAGCCGUCACCAUCCUGCCGAAGAGAGCCACCAUCAGCGGGUUCGACGCAUACUUCACGUCACGCACGCUGGAGAACAACAGGAGGAACGUGUGGUUUGCCGAGUACUGGGAGGAGAACUUCAACUGCAAGCUGAUGAGCUCCUCCAAGAAGGACGAGAGCAGCAGGAAGUGUACAGGUCAGGAGCGCAUCAGCAUCGACUCCAAGUACGAGCAGGAGGGUAAGGUCCAGUUCGUGAUCGACGCCGUAUACGCCAUGGCCCACGCCCUCCACAACAUGCAGAGGGACCUGUGUCCGGAGAACUCCGGCAUCUGCCCCGAGAUGGACCUGGCUGGAGGGAAGAAACUACUCAAGUACAUCCGCAGCGUCAGCUUCAACGGAAGUGCUGGUACUUCAGUGACCUUCAACCGCAACGGCGACGCCCCCGGACGCUACGACCUGUUUCAGUACCAGUGGAACAACGUCACCGUGCCGGGCUACCGCGUGAUCGGACAAUGGACCGAGGCCCUGCAGCUCAAUGUGAGUUCAUGUAGCUGUCUGUAGAGGACAACCAAUGCCUUGUUCUAGUCCUUCUUUCUGUCAUUCUCUUCUUGUUAAGUUGCCACUAUCAUUUCAGAGAAAAAGCAAAUUUGUUUCUGGCAAAUUUUAAGAUUUCUUUCUGAGUUUUACCCCCUUCCUCCGGCUCCGUAAUAACUUCUUUUUUUUUUACCUACAAUGACCUGAAAUACGCCGUCAUAGUUUCCUACUUCCUCGUCUCCUCUGAGACACUUGAGUUUCAUCCUUGUUUCCCUCACGUACACUUCUCCUCACAUCUCAGUCCGUCCCACUGAAGACGUUUUUAGAGGAACCAGACGUCCUGAAUCGUCAUUUGACACGUCUAUUUUUAGCUUUGUUUAUUUUUUCCGUCUCUGUAUCUUCCUCCUUACGAUGAACCGUAUCACCAUUUGCACAUUUAUUAAAAAACUCAUUUUUUAAUACUGCGUACAGAUCAGUGGAACCACAGCGUGUAAAUAACUUCACUGUUCCGAUGCAUUUUUUAAAUGUAUUAAUGAUUUGCAGCAGCAUUUAGUUUGUAAAUGACGUUUUAAAUAAUACAUGCUGUGAUUAAAAGGUCCUCUAAUGUGCAGAAAAGAUUUAUUUGCUCAAAUGUUUGAGGGAAAGUGAAAAAAAUAUGUUAAUCCACGUCAGAACAUAUCAUUUCUACCCGAGGUGUGGAUCUCGAUUGUUAAGCAGCUGGAUGGAGAUGGAGAUAGAUCAUUUAAAUGUGUUUAUUGCUGAAAGACAACUGCGUCUCCUGCUCGACUGUAAUGUUGCAUCAUCCAUGAUGAGUAAAAUAAGUGUAAUGAAUGAAGAAAGUUGUUUCUCUUGUUAAUCAGAAAGAGGAGUAAGGACCAGAAGAGAGUCAGCAUAAUGAAAAGUACACAUGAGAGCAGAUCCUUACGACAAAAACCUACCUUUGAAUAUAUAUGCAGGUCUAUUAAUCAUACAUUACAUUUGUUAAUUACUGCCGUUUUAAAAGGCAAACAAAGCAAACAUUCCUCCCAGCAGAUUUAAAUAAUUUGCAUCCACCUAUGUUAAUAACUGAAAUACAAACCACUGUUACAUUCUGCUUUCCCCUGUAAUGUGUUUUUAUCCGAGCCAAGCUGGGGACACGCUGGAGGAUUAUCAGGCCAGUUCACACCACAUUCGCCCGUCCUCACAGUCUCCUAAUUGGAGGACAGAGAGUCAGAGGAGAUUAUCUGAUAGUGUGAGAGGUUUACAUAUUUAUUCGGCUGUUUGAUCCGACUCGGCCAACGGAGCCAAAUGGACCACACUACACGACUGUUUUCAACAGGGUGAAGUGCACUAAAUGAAGGAAUAGAAGCCUGUAUUUCAGACUUUAUAUUGUUCUGUCAUCCAUAAACAUUCCUCUAACCUGCUUCUCUUGUUCAGCUCAUGGACGUAGUAUAAGAACUGCAUACCGGACUGUGUGCGUAAGUGAGCAGCGGCUCGGCUUCCUCACUUGACAUUGAGAUGACGUUAAACGGAUUAAAAUAGCUUCUCUAGUCUCUGAGGAAGUUUUACAGUUAUAAAACCUUUAUGGAUUAAAAAUGUAUAAUACAGAAAGUAAUAAUUUACUCACAGUUUGUCCUGAAAACAGUGAACAGAAAACAUCAUAG
This is a messenger RNA of Anarrhichthys ocellatus (wolf-eel), 3904 nucleotides long. RefSeq names its product metabotropic glutamate receptor 7-like. Gene Ontology annotation, biological process: G protein-coupled receptor signaling pathway. NCBI's taxonomy places the organism in Eukaryota, Metazoa, Chordata, Actinopteri, Perciformes, Anarhichadidae. The record is from RefSeq and is a predicted model, not a curated record. The coding region runs from base 771 to 2288 and encodes 505 amino acids. Gene Ontology annotation, cellular component: membrane. The transcript is spliced from 7 exons. Gene Ontology annotation, molecular function: G protein-coupled receptor activity.